AUGUCAGCCGAGCAGGAAGCGGGUGCUGCUCCCAGCGAGCACCUGAACAUCAAGGUCACCGAUAACAACAAUGAGGUCUUCUUCAAGAUCAAGCGAUCCACGCAGCUGAAGAAGCUUAUGGAUGCUUUCUGCGAUCGCCAGGGAAAGCAGAUCUCCACCGUCCGCUUUUUGUUUGACGGUACUCGAGUGCGCCCAGAGGACACGCCAGACACGCUUGAUAUGGCCGAUGGCGAUACCCUAGAGGUUCAUCAGGAGCAAAUUGGUGGCGGCGAUGUCCUUUUGUAG
This is a messenger RNA of Penicillium oxalicum, 285 nucleotides long. RefSeq names its product SUMO family protein SMT3. The record is from RefSeq and is a predicted model, not a curated record. Gene Ontology annotation, cellular component: nucleus; septin ring. Gene Ontology annotation, molecular function: protein tag activity; ubiquitin-like protein ligase binding. The transcript has 2 exons. Bases 1 to 285 code for a protein of 94 amino acids. Gene Ontology annotation, biological process: protein sumoylation. NCBI's taxonomy places the organism in Eukaryota, Fungi, Ascomycota, Eurotiomycetes, Eurotiales, Aspergillaceae.